AUGAGACUGGAAACCUUCACCCGGAUGCACUUGGUCAAGUGCAACUUCCGCUCUUGUGGCCUCAUCUGUAAAAAGAGGAGGAUGAGGGCAUUGGACCCUCAGAGGCAGGUCAGAUGUGGGGCCGAGGAGGAGGGUCUUGGAAGACACGGCUUUAGAAAAGGCUUUGUGAUCUCCAUGGUGAUGGUGGCCGUGGGAGUCUAUGCCCGACUGAUGAAGCAUGCAGAAGCAGCCUUGGCCUGCCUGGCGGUGGACCCCGCCAUCCUGCUGAUUGUGGUGGGCGUCCUCAUGUUCCUGCUCACCUUCUGUGGCUGCAUCGGAUCCCUCCGCGAGAACAUCUGCCUCUUGCAGACGUUCUCCCUGUGUCUAACCGUGGUGUUCCUGCUGCAGCUGGCUGCGGGGAUCCUGGGCUUUGUCUUCUCUGACAAGGCUCGGGGGAAGGUGAGUGAGAUCAUCAACAAUGCCAUUGUACACUACCGAGAUGACUUGGACCUGCAGAACCUCAUUGAUUUUGGCCAGAAGAAGUUCAGCUGCUGUGGAGGGAUUUCUUACAAGGACUGGUCCCAGAACAUGUAUUUCAACUGCUCGGAAGACAACCCCAGCCGUGAGCGCUGCUCUGUGCCUUACUCCUGCUGCUUGCCUAUUCCCGACCAGACAGUGAUCAACACUAUGUGUGGCCAAGGAAUGCAGGCCUUUGACUACCUGGAAGCUAGCAAAGUCAUCUACACCAAUGGCUGUAUUGACAAGUUGGUCAACUGGAUACACAGCAACCUCUUCUUACUUGGUGGUGUGGCACUGGGCCUGGCCAUCCCCCAGCUGGUGGGAAUUCUGCUGUCCCAGAUCCUCGUGAAUCAGAUCAAAGACCAGAUCAAGCUCCAGCUUUACAACCAGCAGCACCGGGCUGACCCGUGGUACUGAGUUCUGUCCUGCACCUCCUCACCAUGGCAACAGGCAAGCCUCACCAACACAGCGGCCCCCGGAACAGUACCACAUGGAGACGUGGAUGCCAGCCCCCCAUGGCAGCCCAGUGGGCAGGAGUGGACCCCAGAUGAGCGGGUGGCAGGGUGCACAGGUGCUCGUCUCAGGAGGAUGCACUCCUCUCCCUGUCCUGACCCUCGACCUCGCUCCAGAGUUAUAACCCCAAGCCUUUGAGUUGAUGUUUGAGGUUUUGCUGGGCAGACA
Carlito syrichta (Philippine tarsier) is the source of this 1179-nucleotide messenger RNA. It is a transcript of the gene TSPAN33, whose product is annotated as tetraspanin 33. The record is from RefSeq and is a predicted model, not a curated record. Gene Ontology annotation, cellular component: membrane. The transcript has 9 exons. NCBI's taxonomy places the organism in Eukaryota, Metazoa, Chordata, Mammalia, Primates, Tarsiidae. Bases 1 to 915 code for a protein of 304 amino acids.